Penicillium paradoxum is the source of this 684-nucleotide messenger RNA. RefSeq names its product Short chain dehydrogenase reductase family. Gene Ontology annotation, molecular function: oxidoreductase activity. NCBI's taxonomy places the organism in Eukaryota, Fungi, Ascomycota, Eurotiomycetes, Eurotiales, Aspergillaceae. The annotation marks the transcript as partial. The transcript is spliced from 2 exons. The record is from RefSeq and is a predicted model, not a curated record.
CUACGCCAAGCUUUCCACGACAUCGGACAUGUUGACAUCGCUGUAACCAAUGCGGGUGUAUCCCAAGAAUGCCAUUACUUCAUCGAUACUUAUGACGAGCAUGGAGAACUAGAAGAGCUAGAGUACCGGGUCAUCGAUGUCAACUACAGAGCUGUACUGAAUUUUACCAAACUGGCACUGCGUGCAUUCCGGCAGCAGGGUCCUGGAGGGAGUCUGGUAAUUACCAGCAGUUCGACAGCGUAUUCAUCGGAACAAAGUCUGCCUGUGUAUAGUUCAACCAAACUCGGAUUAAUUGGCCUUGUACGCGCUAUUCGAUCUACAGUCCCAAAGAUCGCGGCAACAAUCAACGCGGUAGCACCUGGAGCUACUAUCACGAAGCUUCUUCCCCAAAAUCUUGCCAAACCUACAAUCGCAGCGGGAGCUCCUGUCAGCAGUGCUCACCACGUUGGGCUGGCUGUAGCAUAUGCCGCAGUAGCUUCACAGUCGCAUCAGGUCGAGGGAUAUGGUAAGGAUACGCCGGAGAUUCUCAACAGCAAUGGCCGUUGGAAUGGGUGUGUGAUCCUGACUCCGGUGGACCGGUGGCCGGAGCUUAGAGAGCCUAUCGCGGACCUACGGCGGCACUGGUUUGGGGAAUGGAAUACGAAUAUUACAGUGUUCCAGCAACGGCUUACUGAUAUGCGUUAA